AUGCUAAGACAACAAGUGGGUAGAAAGCUUGUAUCCAAGCGUUUCUUCAGUGGCUUGAAGGAUAGUGACCGUAUCUUCCAAAAUGUGUACAGUAAAUAUGGUGAAGACCUGAAGAGUUCACAGCAACGUGGUGACUGGUACAAGACCAAGGAAAUCAUCCUCAAGGGACACGAAUGGCUUAUCAACGAAUUGAAGGCUUCUGGUCUACGUGGAAGAGGUGGUGCCGGUUUCCCAUCUGGCCUUAAGUAUAGUUUCAUGCCUCCUAACCCAAACAGAGAACCACAAUACCUGGUGGUCAAUGCUGAUGAAGGUGAACCAGGAACAUGUAAAGAUAGAGAAAUCAUUAGAAAGGAGCCCCACAAAUUGGUAGAGGGCUGUCUGCUGGCCGGAAGAGCCAUGAAUGCCACUGCGGCCUAUAUCUAUAUUAGAGGGGAGUUUUACAACGAAGCUGUUGCUUUGCAGACAGCUAUUAACGAGGCUUACAAAGCUGGACUACUGGGAAAGAACGCCUGUGGUUCCGGAUACGACUUCGACGUUUACAUUCACCGUGGUAUGGGUGCUUAUAUUUGUGGUGAAGAAACUGCACUUAUUGAGUCCAUUGAGGGCAAAGCUGGUAAGCCAAGACUGAAGCCUCCUUUCCCCGCAGGUGUUGGUUUGUUCGGUCGUCCAACAACAGUAACAAAUGUUGAAACCGUCGCUGUCACUCCAACAAUCUUUAGAAGAAGUGGAGCAUGGUUUGCUUCAUUUGGUAGAGACAGAAAUCAAGGUACAAAGUUAUUCUGUAUCUCGGGACACGUUAACGAGCCUUGUACCGUCGAGGAGUCAAUGUCUAUUCCUUUGAAGGAACUCUUAGAGAAGCAUUGUGGGGGAAUCAAAGGUGGAUGGGACAAUUUAUUAGGUGUCGUUCCUGGUGGGUCGUCCGUCCCAAUUAUGCCCAAACACGUCUGUGAGGAUGUGUUGAUGGACUUUGAUGCAUUGAAGGAUGUUGGAUCCGGUUUAGGAACGGCUGCUGUCAUCGUCCUUAACAAACAGACUGACAUUAUUAGAGCCAUUCAGAGAUUUUCCGCUUUCUACAAGCAUGAAUCCUGUGGUCAAUGUACCCCUUGCCGUGAGGGUACUACAUACCUCCAAAGAAUGAUGGACCGUUUCGUUACCGGUCAAGCUAAAGAGAAGGAAAUUGACCUCAUUUACGAACUUUCCAAAGAGAUCGAGGGUCACACAAUUUGCGCUCUGGGUGAUGCCGCUGCUUGGCCUGUUCAAGGUCUGAUCAAAUCGUUCCGUCCUGAAAUGGUGGAGAGAAUAAAACAAUACGAGGCUAAAUUAGGGGAGUCCGUAUCUUACGGUGGUUGGACUUCCAAGGGUAAGGUGUUGGAUGGUAAGGUCGUAAGUAACCCUAUUCCACAUGACGCUCAUCACCAUUAA
Molecule: messenger RNA, 1422 nt
Organism: Komagataella phaffii GS115
Lineage: Eukaryota; Fungi; Ascomycota; Pichiomycetes; Pichiales; Pichiaceae
Exons: 1
Coding region: 1-1422 (473 amino acids)
Molecular function (GO): 4 iron, 4 sulfur cluster binding; NADH dehydrogenase (ubiquinone) activity; FMN binding
Source: RefSeq, a predicted model, not a curated record